Messenger RNA from Vicia faba (fava bean), 1110 nucleotides. The record is from the annotation of a GenBank genome assembly. Lineage: Eukaryota; Viridiplantae; Streptophyta; Magnoliopsida; Fabales; Fabaceae.
GACAUCACUGAAUCUGGACAAGACAGAGAUAGUGACGGAUCUAAUCACGAGCUAGCUUUUGAAGUUCUAAAUUCCCUUAAGACAGAGGAUCUGUUACAUCUUGUUCAAACUGAGGUGAGUCAGGACCAUACGCAACCACCACGGCGUUACUCCGAAGCAUCAUUGGUUAAGGAGCUUGAAGAGCGUGGGAUUGGAAGACCUUCAACAUAUGCAAGCACAUUAAAAGUUUUACAGGAUAGGAAGUAUGUGACAGUAAAAAACCGUGUUCUCUCUCCAGAAUUUCGUGGUCGUAUGGUUUCAGCUUUUCUGUCGCAUCAUUUUUCAGAGGUCACAGACUACUGUUUCACGGCUGGUAUGGAAACUGAGCUUGAUAAUGUUUCUGCUGGAACAACCAAAUGGAAAGGCCUCCUCGGAGAUUAUUGGACACGGUUUAAGUCAUAUUGUGAGCAAACUUCUAAUGUUCAUAUUCACCAGGUUGAGAAGAUGCUAGAAAAAGAAUUUGGGGAUUAUUUAUUUGGUUCUCUCCUAGAUAAGGGUCGGUCGUGUCCAAGUUGCACGGAAGGCACGCUGAUAUUUAAAGUAAGUAGAUUUGGUGCUGGCUACUUUAUAGGCUGUGAUCAACAUCCGAACUGCAAAUUCAUUGCUAACACAUUAAAUGGCGACGAGGAGGGGGAAGAUACACCUCAGCCAAACACUACGAUAGAGGAACCUAAACUCCUAGGCUUUAAUAGUAAUUCAAAUGAAAAGGUUCUUUUGAAAAGUGGCCCUUAUGGAAUCUAUGUUCAGCUUGGAGAAAACAGGAAGGGAUGCGCACCUAAAAGAACUUCUGUUCCUUAUGUAAAGGAUUUGAAUUCUACCACCCUUGAAGACGCACUUGCGUUGCUACAAUAUCCAUUGACAUUGGGUAAGCAUCCUAAGGAUGGACAAUCUGUCAUAUUAAAGGUUACAAAGGCUGGCUAUUAUGUAAAACAUCGACGCACAACUGCUUCUGUUCCUAAGAAUAUGAAGCCAAGUGAAGUCACAUUGGAAAAGGCAGUUGAACUUUUAUCAGGAGAUGAUGCGAGACAAUUUGGACAGAAAGACAAACCUAAAGUUGUUGAAGAUGUUUAA